This is a messenger RNA of Penicillium arizonense, 705 nucleotides long. Its product is annotated as ankyrin repeat domain-containing protein. NCBI's taxonomy places the organism in Eukaryota, Fungi, Ascomycota, Eurotiomycetes, Eurotiales, Aspergillaceae. The record is from RefSeq and is a predicted model, not a curated record. Gene Ontology annotation, molecular function: protein binding. Bases 1 to 705 code for a protein of 234 amino acids. The transcript is spliced from 2 exons.
AUGUCUACCUCAACAACAUCAAAGCCCUCAGUGCCAAUCACCCUCUCAGCGGAGGCAAUCGAUGACCUCAUCUACGACGCCCGCGCCGGCGACCUCGAAGCCCUGGACGAGGAUGUAGCCAACCUAGCCAGCCAGCACAGCUGCAACGAGUCCCAGAUUGUUGCCUCAGCCAUCGACCUCGCAGAGCAGAGUGAGGGCGGCUCAGGGUCUUGCGUGCUGCACUUCCCUGCUGCUAAUGGAAACAUCGAAAUUCUCAACGCCCUUCUCCAAAAACUCUCCGCCGCAGACGCUGCGCAGCGCACGGCACUUGUCAACCACCGUAACUACUCCGGCAACACGCCUCUGCACUGGGCUGCGCUGAACACGCACCUGGAAUGUGUCAAGGCUCUUGUUGGCGCUGGUGCUGAUCUUACUGUUAAGAAUGAUGCUGGUCAUGAUGCUGUUUUCCUUGCUGAGCGGAAGGCUUGGGAGGCUCUUGAGAAGGAUGCUCAGGGUGAGGACGAGGGUGAAGGUCAGGAUGAGACUGCCGAGACGCAGGAGAUUGAGAUGACUAUUGGUGAAGGUGAGGGCGAGGGCGAGGAUAAGGGUGCUGGGGAGAUGUCUGCGGGCAGACAGGUUGUUGAGUGGUUGCUUGCUUCGGAUGUUGCUGCUAGUCUUGAGAAGGGUGCUACUGAGGGUUCUGGUGAGGGUAGUGCGUCUGCUUGA